Eleginops maclovinus (Patagonian blennie) is the source of this 9109-nucleotide messenger RNA. RefSeq names its product myosin X (gene myo10). Gene Ontology annotation, cellular component: filopodium; cytoskeleton; myosin complex. Gene Ontology annotation, molecular function: ATP binding; actin filament binding; plus-end directed microfilament motor activity. The transcript is spliced from 41 exons. Gene Ontology annotation, biological process: cytoskeleton-dependent intracellular transport; signal transduction; regulation of filopodium assembly. The record is from RefSeq and is a predicted model, not a curated record. The coding region runs from base 377 to 6661 and encodes 2094 amino acids. Lineage: Eukaryota; Metazoa; Chordata; Actinopteri; Perciformes; Eleginopidae.
GUCUCCGAAGUUUCCCGGCCUCUCGUUCUUCUCCCCGCUGCCCGUUCAGGAGCUCAGCAAACUAUUCACCUCCCCCCGGACUGAGCUGCGGACCACAGGGACGCACGGAGAGCAGUGAGGGCUGCAGGAGGAAACUUUCUCCCGGACCUGGUGCUGGAGGAGGAGUAACCCCUGAAACAAAGAGGGGAUCUACUGUAGCUGCUCUGACUGACGGCGCACGGGGCUCCAUCCUGCAGCAGGAACACCAUGGACUGAAACCCUCGGAUCUGUCCCUUUUUUCCGGAGUUUGGACUCUCUCACUAACAACACAUGAGUGGGAUUGACUGCACGCGGGGUUUCCAUACAGUAAAUCCUCAGGGAUUACAAUAACGAGGCAAUGGAUAAUUUCUUCACGGAGGGAGACCGGGUGUGGUUACGGGAGGAUGAGCAGUACCUCCCCAGCACCGUGUCCUCGUGCUCUGGAGGUGUUGUUGCCUUUGCCACAGACUAUGGCCAGGUGUACACCUACAAGCAGAAUGCUCUCAGCAGACAGAAGGUGCAGCCCAUGCACCACAGCAGCAUCGGGGGGGUGGAGGACAUGUCCACGCUGGAGGACCUUCAUGACGGAGCCAUCAUGCACAACCUGUUCCUGCGCUACCAGCAGAGACACAUCUACACGUACAUCGGCUCCAUCCUGGCGGCGGUGAACCCGUACCAGUCUCUCUCUGGCCUGUACGACCGGACCGCCAUGGAGCUGUACAGCCGGAACCACCUGGGGCAAAUCUCCCCGCACAUCUUCGCCGUCGCCAACGAGUGCUACCGCUCGCUGUGGAAGAGGCUGCAGAACCAGUGUGUCCUCAUCAGUGGAGAGAGCGGCGCUGGGAAAACCGAGAGCACCAAACUGAUCCUGAAGUUCCUGUCGGCCAUGAGCCAGCACUCCCUGGAGGUCUCGUCCAAAGACCGGACGUCCCGAGUGGAGGAGGCGCUGCUGGAGAGCAGUCCCAUCAUGGAGGCGUUUGGGAACGCUAAGACCGUCUACAACAACAACUCCAGCCGCUUCGGGAAGUUCGUCCAGCUGCAUUUCAGCCAGAAGGGAAACAUCCAGGGCGGCCGGAUCAUCGACUACCUCUUAGAAAAGAACCGAGUAGUCCGGCAGAACCCCGGGGAGAGAAGCUACCACAUCUUCUACGCCCUGUUAGCAGGAACCAACACCCAGCAGAAGGAGGCCUUUGCGUUGACGCAGCCGGACAGCUACCACUACCUGAGACAGUCCAGCUGCUCCGAUGACAAAACCAUCAACGACAACGCCACCUUCCAGGAAGUUCUGAAUGCAAUGCGGACGAUGCAGUUCACCGAGGAGAACAUCGGGGAGAUCCUGCGCCUCCUCUCAGGAAUCCUCCACGCGGGGAACAUCGAGUUCAUGACGGCCGGAGGAGCGCAGGUCUCCGCCAAAUCAGCUGCUCUCAGCCGGACCUCGGACCUGCUGGGUCUGAACCCGGACCGGCUGGCUGAAGUCCUGACGCACCGAUCCAUGAUCCUGCGAGGGGAGGAGAUCUCCACCCCCCUCACCGUGGAGCAGGCGGUGGACUCCAGGGACUCCAUGGCGAUGGCUCUUUACUCCCAGUGUUUCAACUGGAUCAUCCGCAAACUCAACACCCGCAUCCGAGGCAGAGAGGACUUCAAGUCCAUCAGCAUCCUCGACAUCUUCGGCUUCGAAAACUUCGAGGUGAACCGCUUCGAGCAGUUCAACAUCAACUAUGCAAACGAGAAGCUCCAGGAGUAUUUCAACAAGCACAUUUUCUCUCUGGAGCAACUCGAGUACAACAAGGAAGGUCUGGUUUGGGUGGACAUUAACUGGAUGGAUAACGGAGAGUGUCUGGAUCUGAUCGAGAAGAAACUGGGUCUCCUGGCGCUGAUGAACGAGGAGAGUCACUUCCCCAAAGCCACCGACAGCACUUUACUGGAGAAACUGCACAGUCAGCACUCGAAAAACUCCUUCUACGUGAAGCCUCGAGUGGCUGUGUACAACUUUGGAGUCAGGCACUACGCAGGGGAGGUGGUGUACGAUGUCCGGGGGAUGCUGGAGAAGAACAGAGACACUUUCAGAGACGACAUCCUCAACCUGCUGAGGGAGAGCAGGUUGGACUUUGUGUACGACCUGUUUGAACACGUGCUGAGCAGAAACAAGCAGGACACUCUGAAGAGCAGCUGCAAGCACCGCCGGCCCACCGUCAGCUCCCAGUUCAAGGACUCCCUGCACUCCCUGAUGGCCACACUCAGCACCUCCAACCCCUACUUCAUCAGAUGCAUCAAACCAAACAAACACAAGAUGCCUGACCAGUUCGACCAGACGUUGGUUCUGAACCAGCUCAGGUACUCCGGCAUGUUGGAGACGGUGAAGAUCCGACGUACCGGCUUCCCCAUCCGGAGACCGUUUGAGGACUUCUGCUCCAGGUAUAAGGUGUUGAUGCGGGGGAUGAAAGUGCAGGAAGACCCGCGGGGGAGCUGCGUUCAGCUGCUGCAGAUCUACGACAGCAGCUCUGCAGAGUGGCAGCUGGGGAAGACCAAGGUGUUCCUCAGGGAGUCUCUGGAGCACCGUCUGGAGAAGCAGAGGGAGCUGGAGGUGCUGAGAGCCGCCAUGAUCAUCCAGGCUCACGUCACAGGAUACAUCGCCAGGAAGCAGUACAGAAAGCUGCUGCAGUGCAUUGUGGUCAUUCAGAAGAACUACCGGGCGUUUUACUGGAGGAGGAAGUUCCUGCUGCUGCGCUGGGCGGCGCUCACCUUCCAGAAACGAGUCCGAGGCCAGCGAGCCCGCCGGGCCUUCAGCCAGCUGCUGGAGGAGAGGAGGAGGAGGGAGGAGGAGGAAGAGCUGUGCAGGAGGAGGGAGGAGGAGAUGGAGAGGGAGAGGCAGAGGCUGGAGGCUGAGAGACUCGCCGCAGAGGCUGAGGAGGCCCGACGGCUGCAGGAGCUUCAGCUGGAGGAGAAGUUGGCCUCUCUGGCUCUUCUUCAGUCUGCAGUAGCAGCUGAAACAGCACCCAGAACCGAGGGGGAGAUGGCGUCUGGAGAAACUGGAGAGAAUGCAUCCAAGCAGGACGAGGCGAUCCGUCCUCACGAGGCGAAUCAGGUGGAGGAGAUCCUGCGCCUGGAGCGGGAGAUCCAGUCCCUGCAGAGGCAGAAGGAGCGCCAGGAGCUCUCUCUGACCGAAGCCUCCCUGAACCGCCUGCAGCUCCUCCGGGAUCAGGAGCUCCGGCGGCUGGAGGACGAAGCCUGCAAGGCGGCGCAGCAGUUCCUCGACUCACUGAACUUCGACGAGAUCGACGAGUGCGUGAGGAACAUCGAGAGCUCCUUGGGAGUCGAGGAAGGGGAGGAGAAGGAGACCGGGCGGAGGAGAGGCUUAGAGGAAGAGGUGGACGAAGGGUUUGGGGCGGAUGAUGAGGCCUUCAAAGACUCGCCCAACCCGAGUGAGCACGGCCACUCGGACGGCCAGCGGACGAGCGGGAUUCGGACGAGCGAUGACUCGUCUGAAGAAGACCCGUACGCCAACGAUGGGGUAACUCCGCCCCUUCAACCAACCCCCCUGCUUCACCCACCGCUGCCUUUACCCCCAGUGCCCCCUGGCGCAUGCCACAGUGCCUCAUCCAGCGGGGACUCGGCCUACUGCCACCCGCAGGCUUCAUCCGAGGCGCCGUCCGACGACCUGGUGGAGCUCAUCCCGCCGAACGAGGACUCGGACUACGACCAGGACGACUACGAUGAGGGCGCCAUCGUCUCCAGUGGCAGCGUAGCCUUCUCAAACCCUCGCAGUGGACAGUGGUCUCCGGAUUACCGCGGAUCCGUCGGCACCUACAACAGCUCAGGGGCAUACCGCUUCAGCUCGGACGGGGCUCAGUCCUCGUUUGAGGACAGCGAGGACGACUUCGACAGGUUCGACACCGACGACGAGCUUUCCUAUCGACGGGACUCCGUCUACAGCUGUGUCACGCUGCCGUACUUCCACAGCUUCCUCUUCAUCAAAGGCGGCCUGAUCAACACGUGGAAGCGGCGCUGGUGCGUUCUCAAGGACGAGACCUUCCUGUGGUUCAGGGCGAAGCAGGAGGCUCUGAAGCAGGGCUGGCUGCACAAGAAGGGCGGGGGCUCGUCCACGCUGUCCCGAAGAAACUGGAAGCGCCGCUGGUUCGUGCUGCGACAGAGCAAACUCAUGUACUUCGAGAACGACGGCGAGGAGAAGAUGAAGGGGGUGCUGGACAUGCACGACGCCAAAGAGAUCAUCGACAACACCGGUAAAGAGAACGGGAUCAACAUCGUGAUGCCCGAGAGGACGUACCAGCUGAUCGCAGAAACUGCCGAGGACGCCAGCCAGUGGUUCAGUGUGCUGAGUCAGGUGCACGGCUCCACAGAGCAGGAGAUCAGAGAGAUGCACGACGAGCAGGCCAACCCCCAGAACGCUGUGGGCACGCUGGACGUCGGCAUGAUCGACUCGGUGUGUGCGUCAGAUAAUCCAGAGAGGCCGAACUCCUUCGUCAUGAUCACAGCGAACCGCGUGCUGCACUGUAACGCCGACACGCCGGAGGAGAUGCACCACUGGAUCACUCUGCUGCAGAGAUCCAAAGGAGACACUCGGGUGGACGGGCAGGAGUUCAUCAUCAGAGGCUGGCUGCACAAAGAGAUGAGGAACAGCACCAAAGCCUCGCUGAAGCUGAAGAAGCGCUGGUUCCUGCUGACCCACAAUUCCCUGGACUACUACAAGAGCUCGGAGCGGAACGCCCUGAAGCUGGGAACGCUGGUGCUGAACAGCCUGUGCUCCGUGGUGCAGCCCGACGAGAAGGUCUUCAAAGAGACCGGCUACUGGAGCGUGAUCGUGUACGGCCGUAAGCACUCGUACCGCCUGUACUCCAAGCUGCUGAACGAGGCCACGCGCUGGGCCAACUCCAUCCAGAACGUCAUCGACACCAAAGCCCCGAUCGACACGCCCACGCAGCAGCUCAUCCUGGACAUUAAGGAGAACUGUCUGAACUCGGAGGUGGUGGAGCAGAUCUACAAGAGGAACCCCAUCCUGCGCUACAGCCUCCACCCUCUGCACACCCCUCUGCUGCCGCUGCCCUACGGAGACAUACACCACUCCGCUCUGAGGAGCAGGAGCUACACCACCCUGCAGGAGGAGGCUCUGAAGGUGUUCAGCUCCCUGCAGCACCUGGAGGGGGUGUCGGACCCGGUGCCGCUGAUCCAGGGCCUGCUGCAGACGGGCCAGGAGCUGAAGCCUCUGCGGGACGAGCUGUACUGCCAGCUGAUGAAGCAGACCACCCGGUCCCCCCAGCCCGGCAGCCCCGGGAACCUCUGCAGCUGGAAGAUCCUGGCCUGCAUGUCCUGCACCUUCAUCCCCUCCAGGAGCAUCCUGCGCUACCUCAAGUUCCACCUCAAGAGGACUCGAGAGCUCCUCCCCGGAUCAGAGAUGGACCGUUACGCCGCCUUCGCCCUGGACUCCCUGAGGAAGACUCGGGGUCGGGAGAACGUGCCGUCGCAGGAGGAGAUCCGAGCCAUCGUGGCCCGGCAGGACAUGAGCACCACGGUCCACUGCCACGGGGGAGGAUCCUGCAAGAUCACCAUCAACUCCCACACCACAGCUGGAGAGGUGGUGGAGAAGCUGAUCCGAGGCCUGGCGAUGGAGGACAGCAGGAACAUGUUCGCUCUGUUCGAACACAACGACUCCACGGAGAAAGCCAUCGAGAGCCGCAUGGUGGUGGCCGACGUGCUCGCCAAGUUUGAAAAACUUUCAGCCAGUCCGGACGAGAACAACACCGGCUGGAAGUUUUACUUCAAACUGUACUGCUUCCUGGACUCGGAGAAUGUUCCCAAAGACAGCGUGGAGUUCGCCUUCAUGUUCGAACAGGCCCAUGAGGCGGUGAUCCGGGGUCGGUAUCCGGGGCCCGAGGAGACCCUUCAGUUCCUGGCGGCCCUCAGGUUGCAGUACCUGCAGGGGGAUCACGGCCCCCAGGUCAACAUCCCAGAGAUGUCCCUGGUGUUCCCCAUGGCUCGAUUGCGGGCCCGCGUGCAGAACUCGGCCAAGACGUUUGCUCCGGGCUCCGGCGGCGGGGGCGGCGGCUCUGUGUCCGAGCGCUCGGGAACGUCGGAGAGGAAGCGCUCGAGCUUCCUGGACGGAACGCUGAGGAGGAGCUUCCGGAGCGGAUCGCUGAGUCGGCAGAAGCUGGAGGAGGAGAACAGCCUGGAGGUGUGGAUGAGGGAGGAAGCGGCGGCCGUGAGGACCAGCGUGAUGGACAAAUGGAAGAAGCUGCAGGGCAUGAACCAGGAGCAGGCCAUGGUGAAGUACAUGGCUGUGGUGAAGGAGUGGCAGGGAUACGGAUCCACGCUGUUCAACGUGGAGUGUCGUGACGGGUCGUUCCCCGCGGAGCUGUGGCUGGGAGUGAGUCGGGAGGCUAUCUCGGUGUACAAGCGAGGAGAGCCGUGGCCUCUGGAGGUUUUCCCGUACGAACAGAUCCUCUCCUUCGGCGCUCCGCUGGCCAGCGCCUACAAGAUCACUGUGGAGGGCCGAGAGCUGGUGUUCGACACGCACAUGGUCAUGGACAUCGCCAAGCUGAUGAAGGCCUACAUCAGCAUGAUCGUGAAGAAGCGCUACAGCAACUGUCAGUCCGUCAGCAGCCACGGCAGCCAGUGCAGCGCCUGGUGAACUCUGCCGAGCGAGGACCACCAUCCUUUACAUCUCAGACUGACUCUGAACGCUGGAGACAAACCACGGUGCUCUUAAACAUGAUUGGCAAAAGCUAUGAUUAUGACUGGUUUCAUUCCAAAACAUGAAACAUCCACACUUCAGAGAGCAGAGCCUUUAAAAAGUUAGCAAUCAUUUCAAGCUGGUUUUCUUUGGUCGCUAACUUUUUUUCAAACGUCAUCACGCCCAACAUUAGCCUCCUUUAGCUUAGCGGUGGAGACAGGAAGUCAUGUGACCGUGCUGUAGUUCCUUUAUAGCCCAACAUUAGCCACCUUUAGCUUAGCGGUGGUGAGGUGAAGUCAUGUGACCGUGCUGUAGUUCCUUUAUAGCCCAACAUUAGCCACCUUUAGCUUAGCAGUGGAGACGUGAAGUCAUGUGACCGUGCUGUAGUUCCUUUAUAGCCCAACAUUAGCCGCCUUGAUUUACUCUAGAUGUGUGGUUGUGUCUUGUUUUGGAAAGAAGGACGUUCAUUUCUCGUGAUGCUAAUGUGCUGUGGCGCUGCAAGAACUGUUGUUGCAGGAUGGUGCUUUUUGUUACUCUGUGUGUGUGUGUGUGUGUGUGUGUGUGUGUGUGUGUGUGUGUGUGUGUGUGUGUGUGUGUGUGUGUGUGUGUGUGUGUGUGUGUGUGAGUGUGAGUUUUAAAGAGGUGCGUCUACAUGUCUGAAUGUAAUAUAAAGAAAGCAGGUAAGAUGGACAGAUCAUAGUUAAAGCCUAUAAGCCUUUUCCUCUGCUUUGAAAAACUCUGGGACCUGACCUUCUUCUAAAAGAGAACUGUAAAUAAUAUGCAGCUGUACCCGUCUGAAGCAUUUCUACUUUGUGAUUGAUUGUGUUGAUUUGUUGAUGAUUUGUGAAGGUCACACACAAGUGCCUGUUCAAACUGAAGCAGGACGAACUGAAAUCAGACUGAUGCCACUCCUGUGUAACCAGAAUCUGGAAGGUGCGCCCAUGUGCCCUUUCACUACAACUGUACUUUUGACCCUGCAGAAUAUGUCCGUCUGUGCAGGUCGUUCAACGUAAACUCUGAAUUAUUUUCACAUCUGUUGAUUUCUUCCAUGUAAGCCUUAUCGUGUUUCUGAUGAAUGACGACCUGAUAGGUGCGGAAAAAGGUUAGGGCCACAUGGAGGAACAGUCAAACAUAUCAGAAUACAUUUAACAUUUUGAGAAAAAGUCAGAAUUUCUAUUUUAAAAUCUGAGUUUUGAGAUUAAAAUGUUACCUUUUUUUUUCUAUGAAUUCAGAUUUUAAACUGAAUUCCGAAUCUUAAUAUAAAUUGUGAUUAUAAUCCAAUAAUCCUGAAUGUCCUUUGAUAUUUCAAAAUAUAAUCAAAGAAUUACGAAGGGAGAAAAUAAUUCAGUUCUCAAAAUAAAUGAGUCCUGAUUUAAAUCUCAGAAUGACAUUUUUUUAAAGAAUUCUGAAUUUAAAAAUAUUUUUCCGCGAAAUUUCUGAGAUUUUUCCGAGAAUUCUGAAUUCAAGUGAGGAGUUCCGAAGCUAAAAAGGAUUUAUGAUUUUAAGUUCUGAAUUUUUCUGAAUUUUGAGGGGAAAGAACGUAAACAAAGAGUUGUUCAUUUUGAUCUCUAAAGUCUGACUUUAUUUUCCCGAUUCUGAAUGUAUACCAUUUGGACUUUUACAUAAACUCGAAGCUCAAAAACAUUUUCCACAUGUUGCCCUUUUCCUCUUCCCUCAUCAGUUCCAAAAAUAUGUUGGGCUUUUUGUUUCUUUUCCGUGUAAAGUUCUGUUAUGUCUCUCCAGCAAAACAGCUCCAGGAGAAACACUGACCAUUGAUGGUCCUCUUUUCUGUCGAACAUGCCAGAGGCGAAAUCCACGACAUUUGACUAAAAGUCAGAAAUGGUCUUUUUCCUCGAGCGCUCCUGAUGUAGCCCAAUCGAUAAGGCCUUAAAACAGAACGCAAUGCUCCUUUAAUUUACCCAGGCUUUUAUUAUUGAACCAUUAUCAGUUCUGAUUUCUGAAGUAGCGAUGUGAUUGAUCAGAUUCUAGGUUUCAGACUUGCUCAGUGGGAUCGUUUGCAGCGUAACAUUCCUACAACAUUUCACUGGAGCUCCGCGGGCGGCAGAUCCAUCCAAAGAUGCGUGUGCAGGUUUCUUCCACGGUGCCUUGAUGUAUAUUCUGUACACUUGAUUUGUUUUCCAUGCUAUUUCUUUUGGUAUAUUGUGCAAUGGUAUAUAAAUAUUCUAUAAUCACGUGGCUGUACAUUUUAUACUACGAGUCUUUGCCUUGUUUCUCUCUCCUGAUGAUCGCCCCGUUGUUCUUAAGAUACAAAUGUUGUAUUUUUCUCUACGCUCCCAUGCAGCUGACCGUGGAUCUUUGACUCAUUACUGGUAUUUUGUUUUUGUAUCUGUAUGAGCUGUAUUGUGUAUUGAAAGGAUGAUUCUAACAAUAAAUGAUUACAUAUUU